GGUCCUGGGACCUUUGCCUAUUUUCUGAUUGAUAGGCUUUGUUUUGUCUUUACCUCCUCCUUUGUGGGGAAAACAUCAGUUUUAUCCCAGGUUCCCCUUUUUCAUAUCUUCAUCUUCCCUCUACUCAGAUUGUGAAGAUGGAAAGGGUCCAGCCCCUGGAAGAGAAUGCGGGAAAUGCAGCCAGGCCAAGAUUCGAGAGGAACAAGCUAUUGCUGGUGGCCUCUGUAAUUCAGGGACUGGGGCUGCUCCUGUGCCUCACCUACAUCUGCCUGCACUUCUCUGCUCUUCAGGUACCACAUCAGUAUCCUCGAAUUCAAAGUAUCAAAGUACAAUUUACUGAAUAUAAGAAGGAGAAAGGUUUCAUCCUCACAUCCCAAAAGGAGGAUGAAAUGAUGAAGGUGCAAAACAACUCAAUCGUCAUCAACUGUGAUGGGUUUUAUCUCAUCUCCCUGAAGGGCUACUUCUCCCAGAACAUCAGCAUCAGCCUGCAUUACCAGGAGCAUGAGGAGCCCCUCUUUGAACUGAAAAAGGUCAGGUCUGUCAACUCCUUGAUGGUGGCCUCUCUGACUUACAAAGACAAAGUCUACUUGAAUGUGACCACUGACAAUACCUCCCCGGAUGACUUCUACGUGAAUGGUGGAGAACUGAUUCUUAUCCAUCAAAAUCCUGGUGAAUACUGCGUCCCCUGAGGGGCUGAUGGCAACGUCUAAAAUCAGGCACCAGCACGAACACCAAGUUGGGGGCAGACAGGACACGGAUUCUUCAUUGCAAGUGAAGGAGCCUCCCAGCUCAGCCAUGUGGGAUGUGACAAGAAGCAGAUCCUGGCCCUACUGCCCCUACCCCUCAGGGAUAUUUAAAAUUUAUUUUAUAUACCACUUCAUCUUAUUUAUCCUUAUAUUUCCUAAAUUGCCUAGCCCUCACACCCCAAGAUUGCCUUGAGCCUACUAGGCACCUUUGUGAGAAAGAAAAAAUAGAUGCCUCUUCUUCAAGAUGCAUUGUUUCUAUUGGUCAGGCAAUUGUCAUAAUAAACUUAUUGAAAAUGGCAACUGAUUACCAUUUGCUGGAAAUUUGACAUGUGUGGGGCAUUACCAAAAUGAAGAGGAGCAAGGAGUAAAGGAGCGGGGUUAUGAAUCUGCCAAAGAUGGUGUGAACCAACCCCUGGAAGCCAAAGCGGCCUCUCCAAGGUUAAAUUGGUUGCAGUUUGCGUGCUGCCUAAAUAUAAACUUUCUCAUUUGGUGGGGGUUCAAAAGAAGAAUCAGCUUGUGAAAAAUCAGGACUUGAAGAGAGCCAUCUAAGAAAUAUCAUGUGCUUUUUUUUCUUUACUAUUUUGCUUUCCCAGCUUCCAAACAUAGUUAAUAGAAAUUUCCCUUCGAAGAGCUAUCUGGGGGUGUGAUGCUAUGAAAAGUCACUUAAUCAGUGACUUAAGAUUUUCUCCUAUACAAGGAGAGCAAGAUAAUUUAUUGUGAAUGGUUAGCUGUACAGGAUAGCAGGGAACUGGACCUCUCAGGAUAAAAGUUAUUAAGGAUUUUAAUAGUCUGGGGAGGAAACACAUUCUUUGCCACAGACAGGCAAAGCAACACAUGCUCAUCCUUCUCCCUAUGCUGAGGUACACACUCAGCGCCAUGUAUUGUACACACAUGCACAUUGCUGGUUUCAAGAAAUGAGGCAAUCCUAUUAUCAAAUUCAAUUUGAUGUCAAAUAGCAUGAAGAAGUUACUGUGCCUUAUGAAAAAUAAUGAUCUCUGUCUAGAAAUACCAUAGAUCAUAUAUAGUCUCAUACUGAUAAUUGAAACUAAAAGGAUCUAUAAUCAGCCAAUGCCAAUGGAAUAGGAUCUUCAAUGGAAUAGGAUCCCCUUAAGUUUAGUUGAAAUGUCCCCUUGAUAUAACGUGUCAUGCUUAUGGCACUGUGGAUAAUAUGAUUUUUCAUGUCAAGUUUCCAGAUGAUUUGUAACUUCUCUGUGUCAAAACUUUUAUAAACUUAAAAGUUUUGAGAUAUAUAUUUUAAAAUUGUAGCAAAUGUUUCCUUGACACUUUAAAUAGAGGACACAACAUAUCACAGGAACUUUCUGGAUGAUUCUGUGUUAUCAAGGAGUUGUACUGUAUUACAAUUAUCUCCAGAAUCUCCAGAAAGAUGGAGGGCUGUUUGCCUUUACACUAAAUGGUCUCAGUUGGAUUUUUUUCCUGUGUGUUUGAUACCAGUUUUUUAUUUCCUCUUAAGUAUCUAUGUUCAACUAUAUUCCCAUUCCUCCAUUUUAAUCUGUUAUGAAGGAAGGUAAAUAAAAAUGCUAAAUAGAAGAAAUUGUAUGGAAACUAAGAGUAAUCAAUUUCUGAGUGGCUGCAAAGACACUCACAGAAUCAUAAUCAUAGCUAAACAUUUAUGGAGGGCCUACUGUGGACCAGGCACUGGGCUAAAUACUUACAGUUACAAGAAUCAUUCUGAGACAGAUAUUCAGUGAUACCUGUCUUCACUAUUCAGAAGAUUUGUGUGUGUAUGUGUGUAUAGUUCACUUUUUGUUGCUGAUGAUGUUCUGCAUAAUUGCAGUUACUCAGUGAGUGAUAUCUGGAAAAGUAAAUGUUUAUGACUAUAGGUAAUAUUUAAGAAAACGCAUGUUUCAUUUUUUUAAGUUUGGAAUUGUCUAUAUUUCUCAUGGAUGUGCAGUGCACAUGCCAGGCCUAAAUAUAAUUGUUGUGUGCAUUGUUUGUCUUUGAUGUCAUGGUCCCCUCUCAUAGGUGCCCACUCCCUUUGGGUGCACCUGGCCUGCUCUUCCCAUGUUGGCUUCUUCAACCACACAGGGAUAUUUCUGCUAUGCACCAGCCUUACUCCACCUUCCUUCCAUCAAAAAUAUGUAUGUGUGUCUCAGUCCUUUUAAGUCAUGUCCUUCACAGGGAGAAUUAACCCUUUUAUAUAUAUGGCAGAGUUUUGUGGAAAGAUAAUAGAGUGAAAAGUCAGGAGAUCAGAGUUUUAAAUUUGACUCAGCCACUAACUAGCCAAGUAACUUUGGGAAAAUCAUUCCCCAUUUCUGGUCUUGCUUUUCUUUCUUGUUAAAUGAGAGGAAUGUUAAAUGUCUAACAGCUUAGAAUCUUAUGCUUAUAGUGGUAGCUGUGAAUGCACAUAUUAAAUCUCUAAGCUCUGGUUGCUAUGAGUCAAGGAGUGUAGGCCUUUCCUUUUCUAUGUUGAAUUAGCUUUUUCUCUGGACAAGCUUACAUCUUCCCUUAGCCAUCUUGGUGAGUCCUUUAAGAGCAGUUAUCAAUUGUUACUUAGAGAUUUUCUGUUUAGAGAAUGCUUACGGGAUUCCAAUCCUAAUCCAAAUCAUAUUUUGUUCUUAAGUUUACUGGGCAGGUCCCCUAUUUUAAGCCAUAAUUUUGUGUUUAGUGUUUUCUUGGCUCUCAGAGAGUAUUAAUAUUGACAUUAAUAGUAUAGCUAAUAGUAAUAUUGCUGUUUACAUGAAAUAAAAGAUCUCUGAAUUC
This is a messenger RNA of Saimiri boliviensis boliviensis (Bolivian squirrel monkey), 3467 nucleotides long. RefSeq names its product TNF superfamily member 4 (gene TNFSF4). Gene Ontology annotation, cellular component: membrane. Gene Ontology annotation, molecular function: cytokine activity; tumor necrosis factor receptor binding. Gene Ontology annotation, biological process: immune response; positive regulation of cytokine production; inflammatory response. The record is from RefSeq and is a predicted model, not a curated record. NCBI's taxonomy places the organism in Eukaryota, Metazoa, Chordata, Mammalia, Primates, Cebidae.